This is a messenger RNA of Lathyrus oleraceus (garden pea), 1508 nucleotides long. RefSeq lists its product as uncharacterized. NCBI's taxonomy places the organism in Eukaryota, Viridiplantae, Streptophyta, Magnoliopsida, Fabales, Fabaceae. The coding region runs from base 345 to 1160 and encodes 271 amino acids. The record is from RefSeq and is a predicted model, not a curated record. The transcript is spliced from 7 exons.
AUUACUCUAUCUUAGAGUUGUCGAGAACUUUUUUUUCUUUUAUGUGUCACUUUUCAAAUCGUCUGAUUUUUUUCAUUAUCUUAGAUUGAUUUUCUCUCUCUUUUCACCAUCAUUUCUAAUAUCUACUUCUGAUGUAGUUGAAAUCUCUCUCUUAUCAAACACUUCUAUAGACAUCGUGCUUCCUCGUCUCUCUCUUAUACAUGAAGAACAACUACAUCAAACCGUGCGAUUCCGUUCAAUAUUAUCGCUACCUUGUCUCACAUCUGCACAAGCGAAUUACUGAAGAAACAAGAUCACCAUGUCAUGAGCAUCCCUUAUGACUGCUUAUUUGAAGUUAGGUAACAAUGUACAAAAGCUUGUCAUUCAUGUCGUUGAUCUGUGGAUUGUCAAGGAGCGUAAUGGACAACAACACUUUAAAUGUGUUAUCUAAGAUAUCAAGUGUGAUAAAAUACAUGUCGUUACCAGGAACAGAGAUUUCGAACUGUGGAAACAAAGGUUACGAGCAUCGAACUUAUAUGGUUUAUAAUGGUGACCAUUUAACCAAUGAACUUCCUUUGAAGAUCCGUGAUAACCCCUUGAAGCUAUUUUUUAAUGGUGGGACCACUAUAACCAUGGUAGACAGGUCGGAAAUACUAGAACACAAAUUUGAUUUCAAACCCAUUGUUGAUUUCUUACACGAAGAUUUCCAAGUGAACCACUUAUACGAUGUGAUUGGUGUACUACAUCAAGUAGUAAAGACUCAAGUUGCGGGUAGGGGGCGAAAGGCUUGUGUAAACAUACUCUUAUCCGAUGAGAUUGAUUAUGAAAUUGAGCUUACAUUUUGGGAAGCAUAUAUCAACCAAUUUAUGCCCUACAAAACUAAGCAUACCACACAUGGACACACAAUUAUCAUAAUCACUCAUGCUAUGUGCCAACAAAGUUCAACGAUCGAAAAGUUGUACAUCUCGAAUGCUUGGAAUGGAUCAAAAUUACUUCUUGAUUUUGAUCAUCCACUGGUCAAAACCUUAAAAUCAAAGUUGGGAGACACAAUGAGUUCUCAGGUUCAUCCACAACAACUAUCCCAACCUUCUGCAUCUCAGGGGUCAUUUGUAGACAUAUCUUUCUCCUACAUCAAUGACAUCAAAACUAUUUGCGACUUCAUUUCUCUUCAACAUUGUUAGCUGGCAAAUUUCGUCCCAAGGACUGCAAAGCUUGGUCGACCACAAGGACGGUCGGAGGAUUGGAUCGACGAGGCAGAAAACCAGAGCACGUGGUCGACGUAGAGGGAAGCUUGUCGAAUUCGAAGUCCAGCACACCAUGAUGAAAAUUAAUCAUGGGUAUUUGAAUGUGGGAAGUUACCUGCAAACGUAGGAGAGGUACUCUGACACAUGUCAUCCCGUGAAUGGGCCGUAACCUCCCAACGCUUAUUUUCUACUAGUAUUUAAGAAAAUUGUAAUGAUCAUUUCAAAGGGUGACAUUUUUUAGAAUUUCAGUAGGAGUAUACUUGAAGUAUCAAAGCGUUUACGAGA